This is a messenger RNA of Antrostomus carolinensis (chuck-will's-widow), 240 nucleotides long. RefSeq names its product potassium voltage-gated channel subfamily H member 6-like. Gene Ontology annotation, biological process: regulation of ventricular cardiac muscle cell membrane repolarization; regulation of heart rate by cardiac conduction; potassium ion transmembrane transport. Gene Ontology annotation, cellular component: plasma membrane. The transcript has a single exon. The record is from RefSeq and is a predicted model, not a curated record. Gene Ontology annotation, molecular function: inward rectifier potassium channel activity. Lineage: Eukaryota; Metazoa; Chordata; Aves; Caprimulgiformes; Caprimulgidae. The annotation marks the transcript as partial.
GAUGUCCUCCCCGAGUACAAGCUGCAGGCGCCGCGGAUCCACCGCUGGACCAUCCUGCACUACAGCCCCUUCAAGGCGGUGUGGGACUGGCUGAUCCUGCUGCUGGUCAUCUACACGGCCAUCUUCACCCCCUACUCGGCCGCCUUCCUCCUCAACGAGCAGGAGGAGGCUCAGCGCCAGCACUGCGGCUACUCCUGCAGCCCCCUCAACGUGGUGGAUCUCAUCGUGGACAUCAUGUUC